ACAACGAGAAGCCGCGCCGCGGUCGGGGGACCCCACGCUUCCGCUCCGCUCGCCGGAGAUGGAGUCCUCCGGGAGCUGGGACGCCAUCGUCUGGAACCAAAUCGAGGAUCCGAGGUCGCGGAGGUCCACGCAGGGCAUGGAGGAGUACCUGCUCGAGGACGAGGAGGUUCACGCCCAGGGCCAUGGUGUUAAUCUACUAAACACAGAUGAGGCUGGCAUUGUUUCAGUGACAAACUUCCGUCUUCUCUUUGUGAGCCAGGCAACUAAAAGCAUAGUAGAGUUGGGUACCAUCCCUCUGACUACAAUUGAGAAGUUAAAUGAUGAUGUAAAGCUUCAAUCCCUGCCACACAAGUAUGAUAAGAACCAGCCUCGUGAACUUCUUCAAGUCAUUGGUAAAGACAUGAGAGUUAUUGUGUUCGCUUUUCGUCCUAGAACCAAGCAGAAAAAUGAAGUAUUUGACGCAUUGAGAAGAUACACUAAACCUGCUAAUUUGUGGGAGCUAUAUGCAUUUUCCUGUGACCCAUCCACUGUUGAUAAGACGUCCAAUCCAAAGUCACGCCUCUUGAAGGAAUACGAGCGCCUUUUUAGCAAGCAGUUUCCAAAGUCGGGCAGUGGGUUUGAAGUUGAAAAAGAUUCUAUGCAUAAAAAUCUGUGGAGGUUAACUACAGUUAAUUCGAGCUAUUCAUUGUGUUCAACUUACCCCUCUCAAUUGAUUGUUCCAAAGAGCAUAAGUGACGAAGAUUUGUGGCUAGCUUCUACUUUCCGAGCUGGUAGACGAUUGCCUAUUAUUUCAUGGUGUGACCCUGGGUCUGGAGCUGUCUUGGCAAGGUCAUCUCAGCCACUGGUGGGAUUAAUGAUGAAUUUUAGAAACAAUGCUGAUGAGAAGCUUGUUUCUGCUCUUUGUCCCCAAAUUUUUGAUCCUAAGAAGCCUCCAAGGAAACUAUACAUAGUUGAUGCCCGGCCAAGAGCAAAUGCUUUAGCAAAUGGGGCAAAGGGUGGUGGCUCUGAAUCAUCUUCUAACUAUCCAAAAUCUGAGGUUCUCUUCUUAGGAAUACAAAACAUCCACACAAUGAGAGAUAGCCUUUCUCGUCUUAGGGAUUAUGUUGAUGCCCAUGGGUCAAUAUCAUCAAACGGUACCUCUUCAGCUGUAUCCCUCGUCGGGGACCGGAGAAAUCGUGGAUCAACCUGGGGUGGAGGGAGUCUUAAUAGCAUGACACAAUUUUCUUCGAUGUUAGGGGAAUGGCUAAACCAUAUCCAGAACAUCCUUGUUGGUGCUUCAUGGAUUGCUGCGCAAAUUGCCCAGGAAUCAGCUUCAGUUCUUGUCCAUUGCAGUGAUGGAUGGGACCGCACGACCCAGUUAAUUGCACUAGCUUGUUUGUUGCUUGAUCCCUAUUAUCGAACGUUCGAUGGGUUCCAGGCUCUUGUGGAAAAGGAUUGGCUAGCUUUUGGUCACCCGUUUGCUGAGCGAAUGGGAAUUCCAACAGUAACUGAGAACGGGGGAUCACAGUAUGAGCUACUAAGACAACCUUCUGUUGGGAAUUUAAGCAGUUCACCAAGCAGAACCUCUUUAGGAUCAUCAGGGUCAUCCUCUAAUACAUCGGCUCAAUCCCAGACAUCAAACAACAGUUCGCCCAUACUGUUACAGUGGCUUGAUUGUAUUGCUCAGUUGUUACGUCUAUACCCAUCUGCAUUUGAGUUUUCAUCUAAAUUCCUUGCUGACUUUAUGGAUUGCGUCUUUUCAUGUCGUUUUGGGAACUUCCUAUGCAAUAGUGAGCGGGAAAGGGAGCAAUCUGGGGUUACAAGCUCUUGCCAUUGCAUGUGGACGUACUUGGCUGAUCUCCGGGCUUCUGGUGGCAGCUACCAUGAGCACUUCAAUCCAUUUUAUGACGCAGCUAGUUAUGAUGCUCCCCUAGUGCCCCCUGCUGCAGCACUUGCUCCAACUUUAUGGCCUCAGUUUUAUUUGAGAUGGACAUGUCCCCCUGAAUCGCAAGGUGGUGGUCUUGAAUCCCAUUGGCAUUCCAUGAGUAAAAAAUAUGCGGCCUCAAUUAAGGCAAAGGAGAUAGCUGAAUCAAGAUCACGUGAUAUUAAAAUGAGGAUGGAGUCUAUGCUGGCAGACUUGCAGAGGGAGAGGCGUGCAAGUAGUUCAGCCUUAGCCAUGGCUCAAAAGGCUCGAAGGGAAAAUGCUGCCAUUAAAAGGGCAAUCCAAAGUAUAGGUUGCGAAGUUAAUUUCUCGAUAAAUGAAAACCAAGUUGACAGGACCGAGGAAAUGUCGUAUUCAUUUCGAAGGGAAGCAGAUGCUGGAUCUCAGCAAGAUGAUAAUGCUGACUUAUCGGUAUCCAUAUCUGCGAUUGAGGACGGUUUGGUAUCAGACACACCUAGUGACCAAGUUUGCGAGUCACUGUGCCCCUUGCGCACGAGAGAGGGGUGCAGAUGGCCACAUGCUGCCUGUGCGCAGCUAGGAAGUCAGUUCGUUGGUUUAAAAGCAAAUUUUGAUGCUUUUGACCGGCUAUCAAUAGAGGACUGCUAUUUUGGUCCAGAAUAGGCGAGAUCACGUGCUCAAGUCAGUUCAGAUGCACUUUGACUUUUUGACAGCUGCCGGUAGAUAUUUUUUCCCACGGUGGCACCUCUCAGUUUGCAUUAACAUCAAAAGAUGCACUGGGAGCAAAUGAAGAUUGAUUAUUCUGACUUGAAGUUCACGUCUAACUCGCAAGUUCCUCAGUGAUGUACUAAUGGUUUCUGCUGGUCAGUUGGUAUUCUGGAUUAGGGGUUAGUGAUUCGUUGAGAGCCACCGGGGACUGAAAUAGCAGUCCUUUGUGUUGUAUAUAGUUUAAAGCAAAAUAAUGCCAGAUGCGAAAGGUAGCUUCUUUUACCCUUUUGUUUUUGCUAAAAUUCAUCUGGUUAGCUUGGGAAUAAGAGCUGAUGUACACCCUACGAUGGUGAAUAAAAUGUGAUCUGUCAAAAACAUGGACGUUGUAGCUUUUCUUGAUGUUAUGACAUCUUUUCAUUAUUAUUGUAGUAUCUUGUUUUGUGAAACUAAA
Lolium rigidum is the source of this 3038-nucleotide messenger RNA. Its product is annotated as phosphatidylinositol-3-phosphatase myotubularin-1-like. Gene Ontology annotation, biological process: dephosphorylation. Gene Ontology annotation, molecular function: phosphatase activity. Lineage: Eukaryota; Viridiplantae; Streptophyta; Magnoliopsida; Poales; Poaceae. The transcript is spliced from 19 exons. Bases 59 to 2542 code for a protein of 827 amino acids. The record is from RefSeq and is a predicted model, not a curated record.